Amyelois transitella is the source of this 783-nucleotide messenger RNA. It is a transcript of the gene Coq7, whose product is annotated as 5-demethoxyubiquinone hydroxylase, mitochondrial. The record is from RefSeq and is a predicted model, not a curated record. NCBI's taxonomy places the organism in Eukaryota, Metazoa, Arthropoda, Insecta, Lepidoptera, Pyralidae. Gene Ontology annotation, molecular function: 3-demethoxyubiquinol 3-hydroxylase activity. The coding region runs from base 164 to 745 and encodes 193 amino acids. The transcript is spliced from 5 exons. Gene Ontology annotation, biological process: regulation of reactive oxygen species metabolic process; regulation of gene expression; ubiquinone biosynthetic process. Gene Ontology annotation, cellular component: mitochondrial inner membrane; nucleus.
AAAUGUCAUUUUCUUAGUUCACAAUUUGUAAACAUUCUGUGUUGAUGAAAAUAAAAUUUGUUUGUGCAUCUAAAUAUUAAUGCUUUCUAUUUUAUAACAUUGUGCAAUAAUAUACUUACAUAAGAAGUUAAUCCGUGUUAAAAUAUUAUUCCAAUAACCCAAAAUGAUUCGAAGACCAGCGUUGUUGUGUCAAGUUAGGCAAGCACACAAAAUGCCCAGUUGGAACAAGAAUCCACAUCUGGACAAGAUAAUCCGAGUGGACCACGCGGGCGAAUUGGGCGCUGAUCGCAUUUACGCCGGACAGAUGGCGGUACUGGGCAACACGGCGGACGGCCCCACAAUCAAGCACAUGUGGGAGCAGGAGAUAAAGCAUAGAGAGCGGUUCGAGCAGUUGAUCAACGAGUAUAGAGUGAGGCCGACGGUGCUUACGCCGUUGUGGAAUGUGGCCGGAUUCGCGCUUGGCGCUGGCACAGCACUCCUAGGCAAAGAAGCGGCGAUGGCCUGCACCGUAGCCGUGGAGACAGUCAUAGUGGACCACUACAACGACCAGCUGCGGACCCUGAUGGAGGACCCCAACGUGGACAGGGAGAUACUGAAGACGAUCACCAAGUUCCGUGAUGAGGAACAGGAGCAUCACGAUACAGGGAUAGACCACGGAGCUGAGCAGGCGCCAUUUUACAAAGCUCUGACUGAAGUAAUCAAGGCCGGAUGUAAAGUGGCCAUCGCAAUCUCCAAGAAGAUAUAGUUAAUGAGUCGUAGUUAGAACAAUAUAGUAUUUUUUUU